AUGAAACACAUCACCCGCUCCUUCUUUGGCCUGUGUUUAUUCGGUGUAUUGGUGAUACUCAUUUUCCAUCAAAUCGAUCUACGACAAAAAUACAUCCAACCUUCGCUGAAGGCACUGUUUGUACACAAUACAGAAGUGUUUGUGAAAGAAUACACGGUAAAGCCAGAGACAUAUUCUUGUCCAAGCAACAUUUCCAGUACCCGCGUAGAAGACAUUCUUUGCUUGGAGAAAAGGACGUUCCUCAAGAAUUUCAAAAACCCUUGCUGGUAUGAACCAUCCGGAAAAAGUCAAAGCAGUUCUUCCUCUGUUCAAAACAAAACUCUUCGGUGCCUGCCUUACUUUCACAUUUUUGGCGUUUGCAAGACAGGGACAACAGACCUCUUCUUCAGAUUAAUUCACCACCCCCAAAUCUUGCCCAAUGCGGGGGUUCUGAGGAAAGAAACAUGGUUUUGGUCCUGGAGGAGAUACGGAGAACAAUCCUCCGGAUAUACAAAAAUGACAUUAAAACAGUUCUCACGAAUGUUUGACGCUCAAAAAAUUGGGGAGACUAAAAUGUCUUUAAAAGAUGGGACACAGUAUUCAGAUCUUAUAACAGGGCACGGCGAUCCCAUGGAUUUCUGGGAUCACAAACAUUGGCGAGACAUUCACCAGAACGAUCCCUAUGCUAACGUCCCAAAGGUCAUGACCCCACACCUCGUGAAGCACGUGCUUCCUAACAUCAAACUCAUUCUUCUCCUCCGAGAACCCGCGGAAAGACUCUACAGUCAUUAUUACCAUGGAGGAUACGGAAGGACCCCCGAGGAAUUUCAUCAUGACGUCAUUGCGGGGAUUCAACGCUUAAAUGAAUGCGUGGAAAGGAACAGUUACAGGGGUUGUUUAUAUGGGCAUAAUUUGACAUCAACUUUACCGCUUCCAUUGUCAGCAAGUUUGUACUAUAUUCAUCUACAAGAAUGGAUGUCUGUUUUCCGACGGGAUCAAAUAUUCAUCUUUAGAAAUGAAGAUUAUAGGAAAGAUAAGAAGUACAGCCUAUUCAAAUUAUUUGAGUUUCUCGAAGUCGGUGAUAUCAGCACUCGACUGGUGGAUACUAUUGUUAAUCUACCAAAGGCAUACGAGACAAAACUGAAAACCGUUCAGGGAUCUAUGUUAAAUGAAACAUGGGAGAUCUUAACCGAGUUUUUCGAAGAACCAAACAGAAAACUUGCGGAGAUGUUAAAUGAUGACCGGUAUUUAUGGAAAGAUACGGCUUUCAACUAUAGACCGAAAACAGCCCUAAGAAAAAACUUAUCAAAAACCAAUACAUUGAAAAGGAACUAUGAGAGGAAGAGGGCAUCCAAGCCAGUAAGAAAAAGCCAGGUCAAAGGUAUCAGUUUUAAAGAAAUCAAAAGUUCCGUACCAACAAAAGAAACGAGAAACUAAAGAUAUUUCAAUGAAGAAAUAUAAACUUGAUGCAAAACUGAACCGUAGUGAAACUCAUAACUAAAAAAGAUGGUUAAAGGACAUAUCGCAUGUUUCUAAAGUAUGGGACAUUUUAUAUUUUUUGGCUUCCUUGUGUAUCUAAUAAUUACUCCUAACAGUUUGUUAACGGUAUAAAAGCGGUAAUUAGCCAUAAUAUCAAUUUAAAUUAUAGCCCCGAUCGUUUUAAAACUCGUUAAUUAGAUAGCGUGUCACGUGGUACAGUGACGUCACAUGCGACCUUCUUCGAACAGCUUAUGGUAAACAAAUAUGUAGGAUUAGCAUUAUCUCCUUUUAAUUUUGACAUUUAUUCACCAUGUACGUUGUUUUUUUACACGCUGACUAAAUAAAAAGAAUCUUGUUAUACAGUCGUACAUGUUUGAGCCACCAGUACGGAUAAAAAAACGAUGAUAUUGCCGAAGAAGAGACGAUGAAGUCGGCAAUGGCGAUCAGAUUGAUCGACGUGUAAACAUUGUAAACACAACUUAGUAAUGGUUGAAGCUCAAAUAAAUCGGUUAAAGGUGUUUAUUUAUUAAAAUCUACAACAGUCUUGUUUUUUGGCGUUCCUUACGACUCAAAAUGUUCAUUAUUGUAAAACUGUGGUGCACAAGAAGUUUGUUUCUUCGACAGUAACUGGUCACAACUUUCUAAGGUUGUUUACUCUGGAUUAUAAAAGCAGGAAAGAACGUUUUCCUUAAUUAUUGUUUAUUUCUGUAAGAUCCCAUCUCCGUAUUUUUUUUAUCCAUUUACGUAUAAAUGUAUAUCAACAAACUUUGUCUAUUUCUCGCAUAAACAUUCAAUAUCGACAACUCGAUCCUUGACUUCUCCCACAAAAAAAUAAAACUCACAGAAAUCUCACCUACCGUACUAAAAUGAUAUUAAUAUGAUUUCUGCAGAUGUGAGCUACAUGUUCGAAUGAAGAAAUUAUUUUUACAAAACCGAUGCAUACAUGAACGUAUAGUUUAACAAUAACAAUGAGAAAACAGCUAAUGAAGCGAGGCGGUAUCCAAAAUGGCGUCCCCUCUCGUUAUUUUUCUCCGAUGAACUUGCGUUUUGUACACAGGCCCCUGUUCAUAAACUUCCAUUUUUUCUUUUUGAAAAAUGAAUACGAUUUAUUUAUAAAACUAUGAUUACAAAAAUAUACCAUAUAAUUAAUGAUAUAUAUGUAUUGAAUGUUUAUUCAUAAAUCCUCUCGUCGACAGAUAGACCACUAUUUGUCGCAAGAUUUCCGCAUACUUUCGUAAGGGAAACUUAAAAAAACAACAGUCCAAAUCCCCAUUUCCGACGACUAGAACACCCACAGGAGGCACAAAACACCAUCAUGUCCCGUUAUCGGCAAUUUAAUAGGUGAUAAUUAGUUUAAUUGUCGUUUAAAUCUAAUCGAAUUACAAGGAUGGCUGAGAGCACCUUCUCGCUCGAGGUCGCAUAUGACGUCACACAUCAUGGCGGGUAGAUCGAGAGAAAAAAUAUGCAUAUCGCGACAUUUGAAUUUCAUCGCUUUCAAACUCACGAAUUAGGCAGAAUAUUUUAUGAAAACGUUUAUAAACUUCAUUUCUAAUGAGUAUAGAAUGAUUUUAUUUAAAAAGUUCCGAAAAUUGAAAAUCAUGCGAUAUGUCCUUAAGUUGAUAAAAAUAAACAUUUUUUGUUGUUAUUUGU
This is a messenger RNA of Magallana angulata, 3108 nucleotides long. RefSeq names its product carbohydrate sulfotransferase 15-like. Gene Ontology annotation, biological process: hexose biosynthetic process. The coding region runs from base 1 to 1416 and encodes 471 amino acids. Gene Ontology annotation, molecular function: N-acetylgalactosamine 4-sulfate 6-O-sulfotransferase activity. NCBI's taxonomy places the organism in Eukaryota, Metazoa, Mollusca, Bivalvia, Ostreida, Ostreidae. The transcript has 7 exons. The record is from RefSeq and is a predicted model, not a curated record.